Messenger RNA from Elgaria multicarinata webbii, 2167 nucleotides. It is a transcript of the gene MKRN2OS, whose product is annotated as MKRN2 opposite strand. The coding region runs from base 75 to 740 and encodes 221 amino acids. The record is from RefSeq and is a predicted model, not a curated record. NCBI's taxonomy places the organism in Eukaryota, Metazoa, Chordata, Lepidosauria, Squamata, Anguidae. The transcript has 4 exons.
AGCCUUCUGUUUCGUCAUUACGGUUAGGACAAGUAAGAAACCAGCUGCAUUGACACAAGGAGGUGGCAGGAAUCAUGCAGCCUUUGGACUCAGAGCAAAGCUUAAUCAAAAUCAGCCACUGUAAGAAAGACAUCUUUGGCUUCUUUGUGCCCAAGCACUGUCCUUUCUGUGGGCAGAAUCUGAGCUACAGGAGACUAGAUGAAGCGCCUGUCAGUAUUCCCAACCCAUUUGUUAAUGGGCACAGACAGAGAUGGUCUUUUUUACUUAAACCUACAGCGGGAACCUUUCUAAGAGGGUAUGAUGGAAGUUCUGAUCUUCAUGUUGGAAUAACCAAUACGAAUGGUUUGGUAUAUAAUUACAACGCAGCUGGAGUUAACGUAGCUGAAUAUGGAUGGGAACAAUGUGUAAGUGUUCCCCUAGUCCAGCCUGACAUGUAUGGCCUGCUUUACCUGUGGGAUACAUACCUAGAACAAUUCUCAGCAGCGGAGAUCUGGCUUCCACACAGGUAUGAAGAACAUAUGCACAACUGCUACACAUACGCACUAACAUUUAUUAACUGCGUGCUCAGUGCCCAAAAGAAGCAACAAAUGAACAGAAGUGAAUUUACAGAGAAAUUUCUGAUUCCACGCACAAAGAAAGCAUCCAAGUAUAUCACCAUCUACAAGGAAAUAUGCAAGAAUGGCUUCUGUGUUGUUGACCACCCUGCUCAGGAUGAUGGUGCUUCCACAGGGACCAUUUGACUUUAUAAUUAAGCAAAUGACAGAUAACAAAUGGAAGUAAAAUAAUCAGGCAGUACAACAUGAUUUAAUGCAUAUUUACUUGUAAGGAAGUCCCAUUGAGGAUUAUUCCAUAAUGUCCAUAAGAUUGCAGAGUCUUGAAACAUAACAUAAGCUUUCCAAUAGGUUUCUCUUUACCUUCCAAACUAUGGCCUAUAAUCUAUAAGAUGUGUGUCUGUUUGUUCACACCAUAUCACCAAGACUGUGAAAGCUAUAGACCUGAAAGCUAGAGGCAUGCUUAUUAAGGGAACCCUAGGGGUACCCACUUCGAGUGCUUUAUUUUUAAUGCAUCCAUUUUAAUGUAUCUAUGUGGUUGAAGAGUGCAGUAACAUCUUCAAUCACUUCAAUCAGACUUCCCUAACCAGUACAUAGCUUUGCAGUUGAUAGUUUGAGGCCAAGAGACAGUGUUAUAUGGCUUUUCUCUCCCCACUACCGUGAGGGCAGCCCCCUCAGGGCAAUAGAGUGAACAGAGCCCUCCCUCAAGGGGCUUAUACGAGUGCAGGGGUCAUGCCUAGGGGAGCCAUGACUUCACUCUGAGAGCCAUGUAUGUUUGCUUGAAGGCUUCCCUGUAUCAAACUAAGGGCUAUUCCAAACCAGCCAAAGCUGGGUCUGUUCACUAUUAUAUAAAAUAAAGACACGGAUUGGAUCCUAACUAGGCAUCCAUGAACAAAAGGAACCUUCCCCUCACAGACGGGACCAAGAUUCAGCAGAGGAUCCGGCUUGCAGAAGACUUGGGAGAAAGGCAAUUUUCACCCAUUCCUUCUCCCCGUGCAGCCCACCCUACCCCCAGUUACAGGGGGUUCCCCGAUCCUACAGGGCCACAAGGAGGAAGAAUGGAAGGAUGCAAGUUGCCUCCCCUUUCUGCUGGUGACAGAGUCUGUGACCCAGCCAUUACCUGUAUUCAUUUACCAUAUAGGGAAAAGCUUCUUUAUAUUCACUUAUGUUUAAUAUAUUGCAGUAAAGUGUUGGUUGUUUGGAACAUUAUAGUUCCUUCUGGAUUUGGUACUGAUUUUCAUACAAUUUAUGGCUACAAUCUUAUGCACACUUACUUGGGAGCAAGCCCCAUUGGCUAAAUGAGAUUUACUUCCAAGUACAUGUGCGUAGGAUUGCUCUGUAAGCCAGUUCCCUACAUUAUCAGUCUGCAUUCUCUAUAAACUUUCAAAGAAUCAAUGUGAUGCUCCGUCUGUUAAACUGGGGUUCUUGUGUGCCAUGGAGGAACGACCACAGUGUUCUGGAGCUAAGGCUAGGUUUGCUCCCACUGCAACAGAAUGACCUGUAUAACAAGCACUAUGCUAAAAGUCACAGAAAGAUCAACACACGCUGGGCUGAGAAUAGAAAUGUUCUGCUUGGAUAAAACAUUAUGUCAGUGUCUGUCUAGUUUAUGUAUAUAU